AUGGAGGGCCCGAGAAACCGAAAACAGCGACGAGCUGCAGCUGCCGCGACUACUCCCAGCGACACGUUUGAUCCCUCCUCGGUCCCCCUCGCGCGCCCGAAUCCUUCGUCGAAACCCAAAGGAAAGACCUUGGUGGAUAUCAUCGCUGAGAGACAAAAGGAGCUUCUGGGCCAAGGAAAUCUGCCUGCUGGCGGCUCCGGCCUGGGUCCAGGGACCCGGCUGGUGACCAUGGACCCAGCGACCGGGGAGAUUUCCGGCCUCGACGCAUCAGAGCUUACGGACAUGGGAAGAAUCCAGGAGAUCACGGAAGACACCUCGUCAAACGAUGAGACGCUGGAUGAGGGGAAGGGAACGGCUUCCGAUCAUCCCAUUCCGCCCGUCAUCGACACGCUGCUGCUCUCCGUGCCCCUGACCACCCUCCAUCUGACUCUCGCCUACCUCGCCGCCCAUCAAUAUGCCGAGACCAUCGAACUGGAAAACCUCGUGCGCGAGUCCGUAUUCGUCGCCUUUCCGAUGCUGACGUUACUCAUCCACCUCGCUCACGGACACAUCGUCUCGUUCAUUGGCAGCACAGCCAAGUCCGAAACGAUCUCGCUGUUCCCCUGGGACAGUGACAAGCUGACGUUAGCCUUCUUCCGCAAACUGCUCUUCCCGCCGACCUUACGUACCUCGAUCUUCCUCCCGCUUGCCGUGAUGCUUGGCUGUAAGCUGAUGGUCAUCACCAACGAGGACCCGUACUACGCCGUGAUGAAAGGGGCCCCAGCCGUGGGGACCAUCUGGAUAUGGAGCGUGUUGGAGGUGCCCUUUGGGGCGGCCGCGAUCGGGGCAUUGGGGCCGCUUGUGUGGGGGGUGUGGUGGAAAGGCUAUGGGAUAAUCUGA
Messenger RNA from Aspergillus ibericus CBS 121593, 879 nucleotides. RefSeq lists its product as uncharacterized. The record is from RefSeq and is a predicted model, not a curated record. NCBI's taxonomy places the organism in Eukaryota, Fungi, Ascomycota, Eurotiomycetes, Eurotiales, Aspergillaceae. The transcript has a single exon. Bases 1 to 879 code for a protein of 292 amino acids.